UCGCAACACAUCUCACACAGUUUCCCUAUCUCGCACACACAGAGCACUCCAGCUCGGCAGACUGGCUACUGAUGAUCAGAUAGUAUCAUCAAUAUGUCAGGCCGAAGUGAGCCCGUCAGCACGGGGGAUAAUUUACUACAAGCACCUGCACAGGAUCCUGGCUUACAAAGAUUGAAACAGUUUUCACCUGUGCAUACACGCAAACUGGGAUGGACGAGGAAAGUGAAAGAAAGAAGGGAUUUCAAAGAAGAUGAAAAUCCCGAGGAGAAGGCAAGGAGACACAAGGAGAUGGAGUUGAAACCUCUAUAUAAGGAGCUGCUGUACACCAUAGCGCAUAAGAUGGGGAAACCGUCAAUACCAGAGCACUUCACAGACAAUCAACUUCGCCAGUACAUAAAGGAGGCUUUCAAUAUGACAGAGUCAGAGCACAACACGCUGAUGGAGAAGGUUCAGGGCACAGAGCCACCAGUAUACUGUCUGAUGGCAACUGUGAAAGAGGCCAAAGGAAUUCUGGGAAAAGACGUCAGUGGCUUUAGCGACCCAUACUGCCUGCUGACCAUACUGGAGGACGAAGAGGAGAGUCGGACACGCCGGCACAGAGCCAAACCCUCUAAGUCUGUUGUAAAGGACGCCGCAUCGGAUGACAGGAUCUACCAGUCCGACAUAAAGAAGCAGACCCUCAAUCCCAUCUGGAACCAAACCUUCGUAUUAGAGUUCGGAGACAUCGCCAGCGCCAGCUUCCACCUUGAGAUGUGGGACAAGGACGAAGAGGUGUCCCUCACUCAGAAACUAGAGGAGAUUAAAACCAACUUCAACAGUUUAAGAAGGAUGAUCAAGGAGGCCAAAAAGGAAAAAGGCACAGAUGACUUUUUGGGGAAUGUUGUCUUAAAACUCCAGGACCUCCACUGCACUGAAGACCACUGGUAUAAUCUAGAGCCCAGGACGGAGACAUACCCAGACCGAGGCCAGUGCCACCUCAACCUCAAGUUCAUCCAUAAAGCGAGAGACGGGACGCUGAGCGCUGGUCGAAAUGCUUACAUCAACUACUGUGGGAUUCUGCAGCAGUUUGUUCAGGCCUACAUCUCCAAACAGCAGAGCUCUGCUCCGUGGAAAGGGGCGUUGUGUGGCGAGGCUCAGACUCUGCUCGAGCACUACGCAACACAGAACGACCUCUCGCCUUUUCUGCAGGACCUGGCUAAGUGGGUGGCUUACAGUAAGCUGUACCAGAGUUUAGAGGUGGACUCGUCUGUGCUGUUCCAGCAGCUCACCAGUAUAGAAUACCACUGGCAUCAGCAGGAGCUGCCCCACCAACAGAAACAGGAACUUGGGGACUCUCUUCAUGGUUUCCUGCAGUACGGCCUGUGUCUGGUGGCCAAAUACAGAGACAUCUUCCCCCCGACUCCCAGUGCCUCUCCAAAACUACACACACUGCUCAGGAUCUUGGUCCAGAUCUGUAAGACUCAGGCGUUUCAGAAGCUGAACCCGGCUCACUUUGAGCUUCAUGAAGAGGUCACCGAUGCCAUACAGACAGGUACACAGGAGUGGUUUACUAUCAAAAAGGGUUUACAUCAGCCAAUGACUAAGGACCUGUCAGAGAUUGGGAGCGCCCUCUCCAAGUUGAUUAGGGAGGUGCAGGAGGACAUAAAACACAACAAGGACGUGUGGAAUAGAGUGUUUGUCAGUGCUGUCCAAGUCGAUGUGUUCACUGUCGUCUAUCAGAGGUUUGAUGCUCUGCUCGCUGGAGAAGUGAGGGACACGCUGACGCUGAUGGAGGGUCAGAUGGAGCAGCUUCUAGCCAACAACCUCUUCCCCAUUUAUCUGAGCUUGCAGGCAAUCCACAAAGACAAGGCUUUCUUACAGAAAAGGGGAUUACUUCAGCUGACUAAUUUUCACGAGGGUUUCAGAGACGCUCUUCCUUACUGGCUGAACCAGGCGUUCACCACCACUCAGGACAGGGUGGAGAGGGCUGUGCAGGUGGACCAGCUCCAGCCUCUGCAGACUGGCAGCGUGCCCAUAAAACACAGCUCCUCAGCAGUGGACUUGGUUGCGUGCAUCCAGCCUAUCUGCCAGCUAUGGGAGCAGCUGUCCUGGCCCGACCCUGAGGAGGCCUUCAUGCUCAUGGUCAAACUCACAGAGGAUGUGUGUAAGAUCGUGGUGAACUAUUGUCAGUCCCUGAAGGACAGAGUCAGGGUGCUGUCUGAGAACUCUGACCACGGCAGCGCCAUCAACAUGCUGUGUGUGGUAGUGAACGACCUGGAGCACUUGAGGUCGGUGCUGACGCGGCUUCCUACGCAGCUGAACUGGACGGGGCUUCGAGAUCGGACUCAGAACGUGAUCGGGGAAAGCCAGUUCAACAACACGCUGCACUCGCAGCUUCAGCAAGCGCAGAGCAUCCUCAGCCGAGAGAUCCGAUCGGCUUUAGACACUCUUGGGAAGAAGUUGAACACAGACAUUGAGACUCACGUCAGAAACAUGUCAACCAGGCGCAGGAUUCCCUCCAAGUCCACAGAGGACGCUGCAGACCCUCUCAUGCGUUAUCUAGAGCGAGAGCUGCAGUAUAUGAAUGAGAACUUGGUCCAGGAGAACUUCAACAGCCUCUUGACUCCUUUGUGGAACAACUCAGUGAAAAUCCUCUACCAGGUGGCUACUCAGCAUCCGCUGCAAGAAGGGCUCAUGGUGUUCUGCCAGAGACUUCUGUAUACACUGCAGUGUCUAGAGCAGUGUUUCCACGGCGAGGGGAACGGACUUCCUCUGAAAACUCUCCACUCUGACGACUACAAGUCUCUUAAAGCUCACCUCACUCACAACUCCCUGAGCUGCCAGCAGCUGGUGGAGAAGUUCCUCGAGAGGAAAAUGUGGGAGCAGAAAGUGUACAGUGGGGAGAAGUAUGGCGCAGUCACCCUCCUCGCGUCCUACAGGAGGUCAGACCAAAGACUCCGAGUCGAGGUGCUGAACGCAGUCAACCUCUUACCAAUGGACUAUAAUGGUUCCAGUGACCCGUUCGUGCAGCUCUGCCUGGAGCCUAACCACAUCUUUCCCGAGGUAGAGCCUCGCUGCACUCAAAUCAAACGCUGUGAUCUCAAUCCCCUUUUUGAAGAGUCCUUUGAUUUUCUGGUUUCCCUGGACCAGUGCCAGGCUCAAGCGGCUUGCCUGGUGAUCACGGUCCUGGACCACGACAAUUUGAGGCCAGAUGACUUUGAAGGCGAGGCCUUCCUGGCCCUCAAAGACAUACCGGGGGUUCCUGGAGAACGGAAAGGAGACGGACUCAGCCUGCAGCCAGAUGUCGUACCUGCUCAGAUACGCCUGCCUCUGAUGCAUCCUAAACCUAAUGACGACAGCAUCCUGAAGCUACUGGAGUCCAGGAAAGGAGAGCGGGAGGCGCAGGCUUUUGUGAAGAAGCGAAGACAGAGAGAGAAACAGUCCCAGGAGGCCAUCCAGCCACAAUGAAACACACGCAAACAAGUUCUUCCUCCAAAAAUAUACAAUUUGUUUUAAUGAUCUGUACCAAAAACAAAGAAAAAAAAAUCCACUCAGAAGGAAACACUGGUGUUGCAUGAGUUGUGUGUGGACAGUAUGCCGAGAAUGGGUUUACCAAAGACCAUCACAGUGAUCGUGACCACUUCCACACCUGCAUUCAAACCUCACACAGCUUCACAUAUCCGUAUGCUUCCUGAUGCUUUGUCUAAUCAGUGCAAGAGAUAAGUACGGCAUCACUUAACCAUGUGUGUAUACAUAUAUAUAUUUAUAUAUAUAUCAGACUACAUUUGACACACCGUCAAUGUCAAAGAUUACUACAAAUGUAAAAAUUUUGGCAGAGAAACCUGUCGCACAUUGAUUUUAAUUAACAAUUGCAAAAAGAGUCGCAAAAAUAUGUAUGUUCGAGCUAACAUGAAAAACGAUUAAAAAAAAAAUGAAAUUUCAAAGACUACACAAGUUGACUUAGUACAUUUGCCUCGACUGUGUUGACGUGCUUCCCUCUUCCAGUUUUACGUAGAAGAAUAUUCGAGCAAACCUGAGUGUUUUAAACAGAGGCCGUCUGUUGUACAUUACAAAUAUAACUAACUCUUUUCUUAAAAUAUUUCUGUUGCUGCUCAACAGAAAUGAACCAUUUUCGUUUUCCUUUACUGAAAGAAAACUGUGGAAAAAAAAAAAUAAAAAAUCGAACAAAUUCAUUAUUGUCUAGAUAAGUGCUACCAGUGACGGCCUCCCGCUGCCUGUAGCAACGUGGGGAUCGUUGUGUGGAUGGAACGUCGUAUGCCCUUUAAGUGUUUUCAGUCACACCUGUAGAUUUUUGUUAAGAUGGCUCAACGCCAUCAACAAUAAAACCUCAAAUGCU
Molecule: messenger RNA, 4336 nt
Organism: Mugil cephalus (flathead mullet)
Lineage: Eukaryota; Metazoa; Chordata; Actinopteri; Mugiliformes; Mugilidae
Gene: unc13d
Product: unc-13 homolog D (C. elegans)
Exons: 34
Coding region: 94-3447 (1117 amino acids)
Source: RefSeq, a predicted model, not a curated record